GACUACAGGCUCCACCGUGCGGCUGGAGGACGGUUGCUUGGUAUUAUUAGCAAGCGGGAAGUAUGGCGGUGGCGCGCGUCGACGCGGCUUUGCCUCCUGGAAAUGGACCAGUGGUCAACUGGUCAGGACAAGGGCUACAGAAAUUAAGUCCAAACUUACCCUGUGAAGCUGAUAUUCAUACUUUGAUUCUGGAUAAAAAUCAGAUUAUUAAGUUGGAAAAUCUUGAGAAAUGCAGACGAUUAAUACAAUUGUCAGUGGCUAAUAAUCGGCUGGUACGUAUGAUGGGUGUGGCCAAACUGACCCAACUCAGGGUGUUAAAUUUGCCUCAUAAUAGCAUUGGCUAUGUGGAAGGAUUAAAGGAUCUAGUACAUUUGGAAUGGCUGAAUUUGGCAGGAAAUAAUCUCAAGGCCAUGGAACAAGUGAGUAGCUGCACAGCUCUACAGCACCUUGAUUUAUCAGACAAUAACAUACCCCAGAUAGGUGACCUAUCGAAAUUGGUAUCACUGAAGACCCUGCUUUUACAUGGAAACAUCAUCACUUCUCUUAGAAUGGCACCAGCUUAUCUACCCAGAAGUCUUGCUAUACUUUCCUUGGCAGAAAAUGAAAUCCGUGACUUAAAUGAGAUCUCUUUUUUGGCAUCCUUAACUGAAUUGGAACAGUUGUCGAUCAUGAACAAUCCUUGUGUGAUGGCAACACCAUCCAUUCCGGGGUUUGACUAUCGGCCAUACAUCGUCAGCUGGUGCUUAAAUCUCAGAGUCCUAGAUGGAUAUGUGAUUUCCCAGAAGGAAAGUUUGAAAGCUGAAUGGCUCUAUAGUCAAGGCAAGGGGAGAGCCUAUCGGCCAGGCCAGCACAUCCAGCUUGUCCAGUAUCUGGCUACAGUCUGUCCUCUCACUUCUGCACUGGGUCUUCAGACUGCGGAGGAUGCCAAACUAGAGAAGAUUCUGAGUAAACGGAGGUUUCACCAGAGACAGUUGAUGAACCAAAGCCAAGGUGAAGAGCUGGCUCCUCUUGCUCCUGCUGAAACAAGAGCACCCCUUGUACCUGAGCAUUCAAGCCCUGUUCAAGAUGGCCAGAUAGUCCAGGAAAGUGAACCCGUCAUCCAAGUCAAUUCUUGGGUUGGGACUAACAAUAAUGAUGAUCAAUUAUGUGCUGUUAAGAAUAACUUUCCAGCCUCUGUACACACUACAAGAUAUUCCCGAAAUGACCUGCACUUGGAAGACAUACAGACAGACGAGGACAAGUUAAACUGUAGUCUUCUCUCUUCAGAAUCUACUUUUAUGCCAGUUGCAUCAGGACUCUCUCCAGUAUCACCUACAGUUGAGCUGAGGCUGCAAGGCAUUAACUUGAGCCUAGAAGAUGAUGGUGUUGCAGAUGAGUCUGUGAAAGGGCUGGAAAACCAGGACUUCAAUAAGGCAGAAGAGAAGACUUUUUGGACUGCAAGUGAGAAUUCUGCUCAAAGGAUGGAAAGUGCUGUCAGUACAGAAGUAAGUGAGAAAGGUGGGCUGUUACCUUGUCUGGAGUCGACAGUAUCCAAUGCUGUCUUGAAGGAUGACACCCACAGUCUUACAUCCUUUCCUGAGUCAGUUGGACACAAUGUCUUCCAUACACGGCCAGACAGUGAAGAAACCAUGUCUCAAUCAACUUCAGAAAAACCUCCCUGUGGAGUUUUAACCCAGAGAUCUGUUGCUUUGGGACAAGAUAAAGUUGCCCCUCAGAAAUUGAAUGAAGCAGCUACCAAACUUCAAGCCUGUUGGCGAGGCUUUUAUACCAGAAACUACAACCCUCAAGCUAAAGAUGUGCGUCAUGAAAUCCGGCUUCGAAGAAUGCAGGAGCACAUUGUUUGCUUAACUGAAGAGAUAAGGAGAUUGAAAAAAGAAAGAGAUGAAGAACGCAUUAAAAAGGUUGUGCAAGAAGAGGCUGUCAGAUUCCUUUGGAACCAGGUAAGGUCUUUACAAGCUUGGCAGCAGAUGGUGGAUCAGCGUCUAAGUUCCUGGCAUACUGAUGUUUUUCCUAUAUCAAGUACUCUCGUGCCAUCUAAGUCUCCAUUACUCACCCAAAGUCAAGAGCCCUCUUCUGAUCAAAAUUCUGAUUGGUUCAUUGCACCUGAUGCGGCUCCUCAAGAGAAAUCCUUACCAGAAUUUCCAGACUCUGGUUUUCAUUCCUCCCUAACAGAGCAGGUUCACUGUUUGCAGGAUUCUUUGGAUUUUGAAAAAAGUUCCACAGAAGGCAGUGAAAGUUCCAUAAUGGGGAAUUCCAUUGACACAGUCAAAUAUGGCAAGGAGUCCGAUGUAGGGGAUGUUAGCGAUGAACAUGGUGAAUGGAGUAAGGAAAGUUUAAACAAUGAGCAGGAUAAUAGUCUACUCGAGCAGUAUUUAACUUCAGUUCAACAGCUAGAAGAUGCUGAGGAGAGGACAGAUUUGGAGGAAGGGACAGAAGAUAGUAAGCUUCAUAUUGCUCCUUCCCCUGAAAAGUUAGGUGCCUUGUCUGGCGGGGCUUCUGUAGAUGAUUCUCAUGGUAUAUCUCCUGCUUUGCAAGAUGAGAUCAGCCAGGCACCAGAAAAUUGUCAGUUAAAUGCUGAAGUUCAAGGGCAGCAGUCAGACUGUGAUUCUACAUUUCAGGUACUCCAUGUUGGUAUAACUGUGUAGCAUGUUUGGUUUCUUGGGAAGCAGAAAUUUACUUUUACUAUUUUCACUUGCAAUUUUUUUUUGAAGGGGACUAUCAUCCCUGUUUAUUACUAUGUGUAUAGAAUUUGUAUUCUUGUCUCAUGUUUCCAUAUUCUAGAUACUGAGCUGAACCUUUGUUUUGAUUUUGUGAGCUCUUAGCUGUAAUCUAUCAAAUGAUAUUUAUAUUGAAAGUUAUAGCACUUUAUUUCCCAACAAUUGAAUUGCAUCUACAGUGUUCCUGUUUUUCAGUGUACUCAUUUCCUUUCAAAAAUAAACUAGAAUAUCUUCAAGAAAAUAGAAGAGUUUUCCUUAAAGAAGGAAAUAAGAGCAUUUAGAUUUUUUCUAUAUGUCAGGAGAUAAAUGAUGUAGUAAGGAAUACAGUUUGUUAAAGUGAAUAUAAAUGAACUCCAGAAAAUUUCCAGCCUCCUUGGAAUAAGAAUAUAUAUUUCUAAGCCUUUUUUCCUCCGUUAUGAGUCAAGGAAGGCCUUCUUAUCUGCAAAUACGGAGAAAAAGUAAGAUUAUAGGGUUUGUCAGAGGAAUUGAUUAAAUCACCACAUGGAAAACUUCAGUUAAUGUCAUGUGUCAGCUUUAACAUCUGAAGCAAAGUGUUCCAUCUAGAAUUAAAAUCAAGCUUCCUUAAAGAGGCAGUACAAGAAUAUCUCUCCUGGUAUGAAGACAGCAGAUGCUAGGCUCCAUUCACUUGGAAUAAUGCCACAGCAGACAUUAUCUUUUCAUUCAGUGCUUUUUUACCCUACGGAUAAGCACUGCUGUGCCGACACAGUAUACUCAUCUUCUCCGAUCCUGCUUUAUAUUUGCUUAUGUAUUUCACCAAAAGGUCCAUGGCCGUUUACUUCAUUUUUUGACCUUUGCCUCCUAGUGAAGAACAUUUAAAAUAAUAUUAGUGAUAGAAUAUUAAUGACGUUUAUAAAGGACUGUUUUCUAGACAAAUCUCUGAAAAAGUGCCACAUUUGGGACACAGUUUAAUGGUGGCUAAGAAAAAAUAAACCUCACUUAUUUCUUGUUAAGAAUAUAUAUCAGUAACUUCAGGAAGAGAUGAUAAUAUUGUGUUUGAGUGUUAGAGAUGCAAAUCAAGGAAGCUUGAUAUUUUAAUCUUUGAGAAUGUUAAGUAUCACUGAACUACACGUAUCUAAUUUCCCCUGAUCUCUGGACAUACAACUAUUUAAAACUAUGGCAAUACGUAAGUGUUAUCUAAAUUUAGGUGCUAAAUACCAAAAUUCAUUUUUCUGCUAUGGUUACUAGAUCCCCUUCUUUGAAGUUAUAUAAAAUAAUAGCUUUUGAUCCUUCAAGAAUAAAGUCAGGAAUCACAUGUUAUACUUGGUUGAUAGAUAGAAACAUUUCUCUAGUGUGGGUAAAAUGUAUUUUUCUCUGUUUAUAAAUAUGUAGCUCUCAGGUUGAGAAGACUUGGAUUUCAUUCUCAGAAAUCCAGAAUCUUUUGAAAAGGAAAUAUUUUCUGUCUCUUAUAAAUCAAACAGACGUCUUACAUUGAAAAUUUUCCCUCGUGAAGCAUGUGUAACAUUGAAUGCAUGUUAAUAAAAAAAGAAUUUUUUACUUUUUGAA
Molecule: messenger RNA, 4241 nt
Organism: Suricata suricatta (meerkat)
Lineage: Eukaryota; Metazoa; Chordata; Mammalia; Carnivora; Herpestidae
Gene: CEP97
Product: centrosomal protein 97
Exons: 11
Coding region: 63-2645 (860 amino acids)
Molecular function (GO): protein binding
Source: RefSeq, a predicted model, not a curated record